AUGGCGGAACAACUUAUCCUCAAGGGCACCCUCGAGGGCCACAGCGGCUGGGUCACCUCUCUCGCAACUUCUCUUGAGAACCCAAAUAUGCUCUUGUCUGGUUCCCGCGACAAGUCCCUCAUCAUCUGGAACUUGACCCGGGAUGAGACUUCAUACGGAUACCCAAAGAGAUCUCUCCACGGACACUCCCACAUUGUCUCUGACUGUGUGAUCUCUUCCGAUGGUGCUUACGCUCUUUCCGCAUCCUGGGACAAGACUCUCCGCCUUUGGGAGCUUGCCACUGGUACCACCACCCGCCGAUUUGUUGGACACACCAACGACGUCCUCUCCGUUUCCUUCUCUGCCGAUAACAGACAAAUUGUCUCCGGAUCCCGCGACCGCACAAUCAAGUUGUGGAACACUCUCGGUGACUGCAAGUUCACCAUCACUGAGAAGGGACACGCCGAUUGGGUUUCAUGCGUUAGAUUCAGCCCUAACCCACAAAACCCAGUCAUUGUCUCCUCUGGAUGGGACAAGCUCGUCAAGGUCUGGGAGCUCAGCUCUUGCAGAUUGCAAACCGACCACAUCGGACACACCGGUUACAUCAACACCGUCACCAUCUCCCCAGACGGAUCCCUCUGCGCUUCCGGUGGAAAGGACGGAACCACCAUGUUGUGGGACUUGAACGAGUCUAAGCACCUCUACUCCUUGAACGCUGGUGAUGAGAUCCACGCCCUCGUUUUCUCCCCCAACAGAUACUGGCUUUGCGCCGCCACCUCCAGCAGCAUCAUCAUCUUCGAUUUGGAGAAGAAGAGCAAGGUUGAUGAGUUGAAGCCAGAGUUCCAAGCUGUUGGCAAGAAGAGCAGAGAGCCAGAGUGUGUCAGUUUGGCAUGGAGCGCGGACGGACAAACUUUGUUCGCAGGUUACACAGAUAACAUCAUUCGGGCUUGGGGUGUUAUGUCGAGAGCUCACAUUGAUUCGGGAUGUCAAGACUUCAUUGACACAGUCUCUCCUCCACUUACUCAGCAGAAUGCAUUUGUUUCACAGAAACCAGCUUCCACGCAGAAGCCUUCCGUCUCCAACUUCUUUUUGACACCUGCGACUAAAAAAACAGCAUUGCAUCCUACCCCAAAGAUAGAACCCAAUUCAACGCCCAAUUUUCAACAAAAAGUGCAGAAUGGAAAUACAACUACGAAGCGGCAAGAAGAUGGGAGUGCGAGUGGAUCCCUGACUGUUCAGCAGAAGAGAUCAUUUGACGAUGCCGAGACAGAGAUACAGAGGGAAAAUGAGACUGUUGAUCCGCCGGUGAAGAAGACUAAGACCAAUGCCUUUCAAAAGGUCGCUCCGCUAGCAGAACGAAUGCGUCCGAGAAGUCUAGACGAAGUAUGUGGACAAGAGUUAGUUGGACCACACGGAGUUUUACGCAGUCUCAUUGAACAAGAUCGUGUCCCAUCAAUGAUACUGUGGGGUGGCGCUGGUACGGGUAAAACUACAAUUGCACGGUGUGUGGCUGCGAUGGUAGGAAGCCGGUUUGUCGAGAUCAAUAGUACAUCUACUGGGGUGGGGGAAGUGAAAAAGAUAUUUGCUGAGGCAAGAGGAGAACUGGGGCUUACUGGGAGGAAGACAAUAAUAUUUUGCGAUGAGAUCCAUCGAUUUUCGAAGAGUCAGCAGGAUGUAUUUCUUGGGCCUGUGGAGAGUGGGCAGAUUACUUUAAUAGGAGCUACGACCGAGAAUCCGUCUUUCAAAGUCCAGAAUGCUUUACUGUCUAGAUGUCGGACAUUCACAUUAUCGAAGUUGACGGACGAUGACAUAUUGGAGAUAUUAGAGCGGGCUUUGAAGACCGAGGGGCCAAAUUAUACUCCUGCAGAUCUUGUGGACACAGAGCUCUUGAGGUAUCUAUCUGCCUUCUCUGACGGUGAUGCUCGGACGGCCCUGAAUCUCCUAGAGCUAGCAAUGGGCUUGUCUACAAGACCCAAUGUCACUAAGGAAGAUAUCAAGGCCUCCCUUACCAAGACGCUGGUGUAUGAUAGAGCUGGCGAUCAACAUUAUGAUACUAUCUCUGCUUUCCACAAGUCAGUAAGAGGUGGUGACGCAGAUGCUGCUCUAUACUACCUUGCAAGAAUGCUUCAAUCCGGAGAAGACCCGCUUUACAUAGCUAGGCGGAUGGUGGUUAUGGCAUCAGAAGAUAUAGGACUGGCCGACAACACCAUGCUAACGCUCGCAACCAGCACAUACACUGCGUGCGAGAAAAUCGGUAUGCCUGAAUGUCGAAUCACAAUGGCUCAUGCUACUGUGGCUUUGUGCUUAGCCCCCAAAAGUACCAGAGCAUAUAGAGGAUUAAACAACGCAUAUUCUGCCCUGAGGGAACCUGGGGUAGCUAGUUUAAGCAUCCCGAUUCAUUUGAGAAAUGCACCUACGAAGUUGAUGAAAGAGUUGGGGUAUGGAGAUCAGUACAAAUACAAUCCUAAUUACAAGGAGGGAAGAGUAGUUCAAGAAUACUUACCCGAAGAAUUGCGAGGCAGGAAGUUUUUAGAGGAUAGGGAUUUGGGGACAGAGAUUGAUCCAGGUGCUUGGCCUUGA
Messenger RNA from Botrytis fragariae, 2559 nucleotides. Its product is annotated as putative aaa family protein. Gene Ontology annotation, cellular component: nucleus. Gene Ontology annotation, biological process: DNA-templated DNA replication; regulation of DNA repair. Lineage: Eukaryota; Fungi; Ascomycota; Leotiomycetes; Helotiales; Sclerotiniaceae. Gene Ontology annotation, molecular function: protein binding; ATP binding; enzyme activator activity. The coding region runs from base 1 to 2559 and encodes 852 amino acids. The record is from RefSeq and is a predicted model, not a curated record. The transcript has 4 exons.